CUUAAAUUUUUUUCGUAGACACCAUUCUUUGAUUCUUUUCUUUGUAUUUGAUAUGGGAAUCCACCAAUGUGAAGAUGUUGAGAAGGGUGGAAAAAAUGGUCUUGAGGAUUUGAAGAAACCAUUAGUUCAAGGAGAGAAGAUUAUUGUUUCCAAUGAAUUAGGGUGUGAGACUGAUGGUAGCAGCAGUCAGAAUGGAUCCGAUGGGUCGAUAUGGAUGGUUUUGCUAAGCACAUUUGUUGCUGUUUGUGGCUCCUUUGAGUUCGGAUCAUGUGUGGGCUACUCAGCACCAACUCAAUCUGCCAUCAGGGAAGAUCUUGAUCUGUCUCUGGCUGAGUACUCAAUGUUUGGCUCCAUAUUAACAAUUGGUGCCAUGCUUGGUGCUAUUACUAGUGGCCUAGUUACAGACUCCUUAGGCCGAAAAGGGGCAAUGAGAAUGUCAGCAAGUUUCUGCAUUACAGGAUGGCUGGCUGUCUAUUUCUCUAUGGGAGCUCUCUUGCUUGACAUGGGAAGGUUCUUCACAGGAUACGGCAUUGGAAUUUUCUCAUACGUGGUCCCAAUAUUUAUAGCUGAGAUAGCUCCAAAGAGUAUCCGAGGAGGGCUCACAACAUUGAAUCAGCUCAUGAUUGUCUGCGGCUCAUCAGUUGCAUUCUUGCUAGGAACAGUAACAACAUGGAGAACACUGGCUCUGACUGGACUUGUUCCAUGCCUUGCCCUGCUGAUCGGUUUAUUUUUCGUCCCUGAGUCUCCUAGAUGGCUGGCAAAGGUUGGCCGUGAGAAAGAAUUUGAAGUUGCUUUGAGGAGGCUUCGAGGCAAAGAUGCCGAUGUUUCCAAGGAAGCUGCCGAAAUCCAGGUCUAUAUUGAAAAUCUUCAAAGUUUUCCAAAGGCGAAAAUGUUGGACCUGUUUCAAACCAAAUAUAUACGUUCCCUGAUCAUUGGUGUUGGCUUAAUGGUUUUCCAACAAUUUGGAGGAAUAAAUGGCGUAGGCUUCUAUGUGAGUGAAACCUUUGUAUCAGCUGGACUUUCUUCUAGCAAAAUUGGAACCAUAGCUUAUGCUUGUAUUCAGGUUCCAAUAACCAUAGUUGGAGCAAUAUUGAUGGAUAAAUCCGGACGAAGACCCCUUCUCAUGGUGUCUGCAAGUGGAACUUUUCUCGGAUGCUUUCUCACUGGAGCUUCUUUCUUUCUUAAGAGCAAUGCUAUGCUGCUUGAUUGGGUUCCUGUACUGGCUAUUGGUGGAGUGCUGCUUUACAUAGCAUCGUUUUCGAUUGGAAUGGGGGCAGUUCCUUGGGUGAUAAUGUCUGAGAUCUUCCCUAUAAAUGUGAAGGGAGCUGCUGGCAGCUUGGUGGUGCUAGUGAAUUGGUUGGGUGCAUGGGUGGUUUCCUACACUUUCAACUUCCUAAUGAGCUGGAGUCCCACAGGUACAUUUUCCAUCUAUGCUGGAUUUUCUGCUAUGACCAUUCUUUUUGUGGCAAAGAUCGUGCCAGAAACAAAGGGAAAAACAUUGGAAGAAAUUCAAGCAUGCAUUGAUUCUUAGAGAGGAAAGGGGUUACAUGCAGAUGGUACUCGGAAAAGUUUCUUGAAAUACUGAUGUGAAACUGAUCAAUGUAUCUUCCAUUUUUUGUCAGAAAAUCAAGCUACCAAGAAGAUAAAAUGUGGUGUGAAAAAGUGUUCUUAUAGGUCAAAUUGUGCAAGGGAUUUCGAUUUUCCAGGAUUGUGAAACAGAAGUGAAAGAAAACUAGUCAAUUUUCUCCCUUCUUAGGAAAUUGAUAGUCCAAAUAUCUUUUAUGUUAA
This is a messenger RNA of Vitis riparia (riverbank grape), 1788 nucleotides long. RefSeq names its product sugar transporter ERD6-like 16. Gene Ontology annotation, biological process: transmembrane transport; carbohydrate transport. NCBI's taxonomy places the organism in Eukaryota, Viridiplantae, Streptophyta, Magnoliopsida, Vitales, Vitaceae. The transcript is spliced from 18 exons. Gene Ontology annotation, cellular component: membrane. The coding region runs from base 53 to 1531 and encodes 492 amino acids. Gene Ontology annotation, molecular function: sugar transmembrane transporter activity. The record is from RefSeq and is a predicted model, not a curated record.